AGCUGUUUUGUGAUUCUUGCUGACAUCGUCGACUGUAAAUUCAUUACUGGUGCUACUUGGGGAGAACGGAGGGAAAUUUCCGUAGCAACAGCCGACGAAAGCCUCUUUCCAUUGCACCGAAGAAUGACUACGGCUCCCACUGUUUUUUCAAGGCACACGAAGAGCUAGCCAGCUAGCAUUCUCUUGUAGCUAGUAAGAGACAGUUUGCCAGUUGGCUAUUUUUAUUUUAUUCUCACGAAGCAGCCGCCAUUUCAGGCUUUAAAUUACACUAUUAACUUCCUCUGGUGUGUAUCAGGUCCAGAAAUAGUAUGUCAACGACAGUGAUACAAUAGCGGAUACUGUAAAAUAGAUAUGUGUUUAGAAAAUAUCUGGUAUUAGCCUGCAGCGCGCAAAUACAUCUAAAUAAGGCAAUAGAGGUCCCAGCAACUAGCUGGCUAACACAGCUAGCUUAUGCAGCUAGCUAGCUACAUCUGACAGGUAAACAAAAGGAGCAUCGCUUACAGAAAACACAGCACGGUGGAAAGGCGUGCGUGCCCUUGCAGUGUGUCUAACUGUUUGGCUGAACGCGACCAUUGACCAUGUCUCACGGAAAAAGGAAAGAGAUCUACAAAUACGAGGCACCAUGGACUGUGUACGCUAUGAACUGGAGCGUUCGCCCAGACAAGCGCUUCCGUCUGGCGCUUGGCAGCUUCGUGGAAGAAUACAACAACAAGGUUCAGCUGGUUGGUCUGGAGGAGGAGAGCUCAGAGUUUGUGUGCAGGAACACCUUCGACCAUCCGUACCCCACCACCAAGAUCAUGUGGAUCCCUGACACCAAGGGGGUCUACCCAGACCUGCUGGCCACAAGUGGGGACUAUCUACGCAUCUGGAGAGUGGGAGAGACAGACACGCGUCUGGAGUGCCUCCUGAACAACAACAAGAACUCAGACUUCUGUGCCCCUCUGACGUCCUUCGACUGGAACGAGGUGGACCCCAACCUGCUGGGCACGUCCAGUAUCGACACCACCUGUACCAUCUGGGGACUGGAGACGGGCCAGGUGCUGGGACGGGUCAACCUGGUCUCGGGUCACGUCAAGACACAGCUCAUCGCCCACGACAAAGAGGUGUAUGACAUUGCGUUCAGCCGUGCGGGCGGCGGCCGCGACAUGUUUGCGUCGGUGGGUGCGGACGGCUCGGUGCGCAUGUUCGACCUGCGGCACCUGGAGCACAGCACCAUCAUCUACGAGGACCCCCAGCACCACCCCCUGCUGCGGCUCUGCUGGAACAAGCAGGACCCCAACUACCUCGCCACCAUGGCUAUGGACGGAAUGGAGGUGGUGAUCCUGGACGUGCGUGUGCCCUGCACCCCGGUGGCCCGGCUGAAUAACCAUCGUGCGUGUGUCAACGGCAUCGCCUGGGCCCCCCACUCCUCAUGCCACAUCUGCACAGCAGCGGACGACCACCAGGCGUUGAUCUGGGACAUCCAGCAGAUGCCGCGUGCCAUCGAGGACCCCAUCCUGGCCUACACGGCCGAGGGGGAGAUCAACAACGUGCAGUGGGCCUCCACCCAGCCCGACUGGAUCUCCAUCUGCUACAACAACUGCCUGGAGAUACUGCGGGUGUAAAAGGAGAAUGGAGAUUGUGGUGUGUGUGUGUGUGUGUGUUGCGUGUGCGUGUGUGUGUGAGAGAGAUAUCAACAAUAUUCUGUGGCCAGCCUCCACAGAGCCAGACUGGACUCUUCAUUGUACACUGAACUUUUUUCAAAAAUGUGCACACACACACACACACACACACACACACGCGCGCGCGCACACACACACACACCGAGAAAUGCAGUUACCUCCUUAUUUUUAUUGUACGUAGCUCUUUGCGUAUUUCUCUCUCUCUCAUUCUUUCUCCCAUUUCCUUGCUGUUUUCCCUUCUAUAUUUCUCUUCACUUUGCAACGUUUCUGCUGUUGUCCUUUUCGGAUGCGUCUCUCUUCCUCUCCCAUCUUCUUCCAGUCCGCCCAGUCUUGUACUGUACAUCUCUCUCUCGCUCG
Messenger RNA from Engraulis encrasicolus (European anchovy), 2018 nucleotides. RefSeq names its product DDB1- and CUL4-associated factor 7. Gene Ontology annotation, molecular function: protein binding. Lineage: Eukaryota; Metazoa; Chordata; Actinopteri; Clupeiformes; Engraulidae. The record is from RefSeq and is a predicted model, not a curated record. Gene Ontology annotation, cellular component: nucleus. Bases 579 to 1604 code for a protein of 341 amino acids. The transcript has 7 exons.